CUGAUCGCACAGUCUGGGAAGAAGAGAGAAGACAAAUAACGGAGAUAAUGUAUUUUUAAACCUUUUUCUGGAAUUACAGACACUUUUGUUAGUUCUCCUCACUUUGGAUAUAUACAUGAUUUCCUCCAGCUUUUUGGAGUGAUUUAUUUGUUUUCUGUCUGAAUCUUCAUUCCGUGGUCUUCUGCAAAAUGUCGGACCGAACAAUGGCGCGGCAAGUACUGCUGUUUAUUUGGUUUCUCUCUCACAGCUCGGCUCUCGGGCAGGUCAGUUACUCCAUUCCUGAAGAAAUGGCGAAAGGAUCUUUAGUCGGGAACAUAGCGCAGGAUUUAGGUUUAGAUUUAAAGAGAUUGAAAUCGGGUAAAGCGCGUAUUUAUACAGGAGACAGCGCUGAAUACAUCGAGCUGAAUAAAGAAAGAGGAGUCCUCCUUAUCAAAGAGAGAAUAGACCGAGAGGCGCUGUGCGGACAGACAACGCCUUGCGCACUACAUUUACAGAUUAUUCUCGAAAGCCCGAUGGAGUUUUACAGUGUUAAUGUUGAGGUGCUUGAUAUAAAUGACCACACACCAUUUUUUGAAAAAAGCCAAAUUAUAUUCCGAAUUAGCGAAUCUGCGUCCAUUGGUACCAAAUUUACAAUAGAACCUGCUAGAGAUCUUGACGUUGGAAUGAAUGGUCUGCAGACAUAUAUAUUAAAACCGACAGAUAAUUUUGCCUUGAAAUUCAAGAGCCAGCCAGUGGGAGGACAAAAUGUUGAAAUGAUUUUACAAAAGCCUCUAGAUCGUGAGAAGCAGGAGCACGUGUUUUUAACAUUAACAGCCAUUGACGGAGGAGAUCCUCAAAUGUCUGGAAAUAUUCAGAUAAAUAUAAUUGUUUUAGAUGCGAACGAUAACACUCCAGUUUUCACAAAGUCAGUUUAUAAAACAGCUGUAACUGAGAAUUCACCAAAAGAAACAGUUGUGACGACAGUUACUGCGUCGGAUCCAGAUCAAGGAGUAAAUGGUGAAAUAAUAUAUUCAAUAACAAACACGCUAGAUAAAGUACGAGACAUAUUUGAAAUUAACGAGACUGAUGGCAAAGUAAGAUUGAUCGGUCUGGUUGAUUAUGAACAAGAUCGGCACUUUGAGAUUCGCGUUCAAGCUAGUGAUCAUGGAGGCUUUACUGAUUCUUGUAAAAUCAUAGUUGAUGUAAUUGAUAUAAAUGAUAAUAAGCCAUUGAUCAAUAUUAUGUCUAAAACAAACGUAAUAGCAGAAAAUUCCGCAUCUGAGACUGUGGUUACGAUGAUAAAUGUUCAGGAUCUUGAUUCGGGAGAAAAUGGGAAAGUUCAUUGUUCGAUUAAUGAGAAUAUUCCUUUCACUUUGAGGUCAACAAAUGCCAAUUUCUUCAGUUUAGUCACAGAUGGUGAUUUAAACCGAGAGCGCGAGUCUGAGUAUAACAUCAGUGUGACGUGCGCGGAUGAGGGCGUGCCCUCUCUCUCCAGCAGCGUCACUCUCUCCUUAAAGAUAUCAGAUGUGAAUGAUAACGCGCCUGUCUUUGACAAGAGCACAUAUGAGGCCUCUGUUCAAGAAAACAACACACCGGGACUUUCCAUAUUCACAGUCAGAGCCAGAGACGCAGAUUUUAACCAGAAUGCCCGUGUGUCUUAUAUACUGGAUGACUCAUCGGUUAACGGAGUGCCGGUGUCCUCUUUAGUGUCCGUUACUGCUGAUAGUGGAGUCAUACAUGCAGUACGAUCUUUCGAUUAUGAGCAGAUCAAAGAUUUCCAGUUCCGCGUAAAAGCGCAAGACGGAGGCUCUCCUCCUCUCAGCAGCAACGUGAGCGUGAAAAUAAUGAUUCAGGACCAGAAUGACAACGCGCCUCAGGUUCUGUAUCCGGUCCAGUCUGGCGCUUCUGUGGUGGCUGAAAUAGUGCCUCGUUCGGCAGAUGUGGGUUAUCUGGUGACUAAAGUGGUGGCUGUUGAUGUGGACUCUGGACAGAAUGCCUGGCUCUCAUAUAAACUGCAGAAAGCCACAGACAGGGCGCUGUUUGAAGUGGGCUUAGAGAAUGGAGAAAUAAGAACUGUACGCCAAGUGACAGAUAAAGAUGCUGUGAAACAAAGACUCACUGUUGUAGUGGAGGACAACGGGCAGCCCUCUCGAUCAGCUACAGUCAAUGUUAACGUGGCGGUGGCGGACAGCUUCCCUGAAGUGCUCUCGGAGUUCACUGAUUUUCCUCAUGACAAGGACUACAACGACAAUCUGACUUUCUAUCUAGUCUUGGCCUUGGCUGUAGUUUCGUUUCUCUUUAUCGUGUCUAUCAUCGCCAUACUGUCAGUCAAAUGCUACAGAUGGAGACGCGAGCGGAUGUUUUACAAAUCUGGAGCGAAUCUUCCAGUUAUUCCGUAUUAUCCGCCUCUUUACGCAGACGUAGGGGGUACAGGAACUUUACAGCACGUGUACAAUUAUGAGGUUUGCAGAACCACUGACUCCAGAAAGAGUGAUCUGAAAUACGUCAGACCUUGCAGUGAGAGCAUCAUUAGUCUGGACAGCAGCGGGACACAGACACUCACGCAUGCGCAAAGGGAGAGACUGAACUUUGAUGAUUGUGAAGAUCAGGUGAGAAAUAUUUUUACAGCUAAUUUAUAUCUCUGCUAAAUAAAUUGUCUCUGCAAUACUUAGAAAUGUAUUACGUUAUUUGUAUCAGAACAGAAAAUGACACGAAUCCCUUGCUGUUGUAUUUUCAUCCGUUUACUAUAAUUUGGUAAUAUUCUGAAAUACUAUGGCACUAUAGCCGAGUAAUUCUUUGUCCACUUUAACCUCAUUAUCUCGCUAGCUUAUGUACAGUUCUUAAAUUGUAGUUAUAACCCUUUUCCCUGAAUUAUUUUUCACUUUUUAUUUUUAUUUAUUUAUUUGUUUAAUUUUAUUAUUUAUUUGGUUAUUUUUCGUCAGAAAGUGAGAAACUAUUUAGCGUCUUG
Messenger RNA from Carassius carassius (crucian carp), 2947 nucleotides. RefSeq names its product putative protocadherin beta-18. Gene Ontology annotation, biological process: homophilic cell-cell adhesion. The record is from RefSeq and is a predicted model, not a curated record. The coding region runs from base 189 to 2627 and encodes 812 amino acids. The transcript has a single exon. NCBI's taxonomy places the organism in Eukaryota, Metazoa, Chordata, Actinopteri, Cypriniformes, Cyprinidae. Gene Ontology annotation, cellular component: plasma membrane. Gene Ontology annotation, molecular function: calcium ion binding.